Messenger RNA from Geodia barretti, 4689 nucleotides. The record is from the annotation of a GenBank genome assembly. NCBI's taxonomy places the organism in Eukaryota, Metazoa, Porifera, Demospongiae, Tetractinellida, Geodiidae.
GGGAACGUGUCUCCGAGGUUCAGCGGCAUUGCAACUCUCUCACGAAACUCGCACCACCAGCCGCAAGACGAGCGUUUGCUGUGUGUAUAAUUACCCCCACACAUGCACCACCGGUCACCACGAGUAUAUACAACUAGUAUAGUAUCUAUACCACGCGCCACGCGCAGCGUUAACGGAUCACGCGUAACGACUCGCGCGUGUUUUAUGCUGACGUCUGCAUAAAAUACCACAUGGCAGCGGACUUGCAAAAGUGGAGACGAUCUCUGCCCAUCUUCCCAGCAAGAGGGAAGCUGCUGAAGGAGAUCAAAGCUCGGCCGAGCUGUGUGGUGGUUGGUGAGACUGGAAGCGGAAAAACAACGCAAAUCCCUCAGUAUCUGCUGGAGAGUGGAGUGGGGACGAGUGGAGUGGUGGCUGUCACGCAGCCUCGCAGGGUAGCUGCAGUAAGUGUAGCCAAGAGGGUGGCUGAAGAGCGAGGCUGCCAGCUGGGAUCAGAAGUCGGGUAUGCAGUCAGGUUUGAUGAAUGCUACUCAUCAGAGACAAGACUCAAAUACAUGACAGAUGGGAUGUUGUUGAGAGAGGCGAUGUCAGAUCCAACUCUCUCUAGGUACAGUACAGUGAUAUUGGACGAGGCACAUGAGAGAACGGUACACACUGACCUACUGUUUGGUGUGGUGAAGGCAGCACAGGGGAAGAGGAGAGGGGACCUGAGGGUGGUGGUAAUGUCUGCCACUCUAGCAGCAGAAGAAUUCUCUCUGUAUUUCAACCAGGCCAAGGUCCUCUAUGUCCAAGGCAGGCAGUUCCCAGUAGAGGUGCUGUAUGCGGCAGAGCCCCAGCAAGACUACCUGCACUCUGCUGUGGUGUCUAUUCUGCAACUACACUGCAGCAUGGGCCCAGGAGACAUCCUGGUGUUCCUGACUGGCAGAGAGGAAAUUGAGAGUGUGCAGGGUGUCCUGAGGGAGUGUCAGUCAAUGUUCCCCUCCAACUGGCAAGGUAUACACGUUCAGCCUCUGUACGCAGCUCUACCUUCACAUCAUCAGCAACAAGUUUUCAAACCUGCACCCCAGGGAUGCCGUAAGGUGAUAUUGUCCACUAACAUUGCAGAGACCUCAGUCACCAUUCCUGGAGUGAGGUGUGUGGUGGACCCUGGACUGGUGAAGGCUAGAGGCUACAGUCCUGUGGUUGGACUGGACAUUCUCAGUGUACAGCCCAUCUCGCAGGCGCAGGCAAGACAGAGAGCUGGAAGAGCAGGCAGAGAGGCCCCAGGCUCCUGCUAUAGACUCUACACUGAACACACAUUCUCACAACUGAGGGAAAACUCUGAACCAGAAAUCCUCCGCUGCACUCUGACGUCUGUCGUGCUGGAGCUGCUGGCAAUGGGAAUGAGUGAUCUAUUGACUUUUGACUUCAUGACGGCCCCAAGCGAAGAAGGUCUGGUGUCAGCUUUAGAGCAGCUGUGUCUAUUGGGGGCAGUGGAGGGAAGAGAAGGAAAAGAGGGAGUAAGGCUGACAGCCCUGGGUGGAAAAAUGGCUACCUUCCCUCUGGAGCCAGGGCUGUCACGAGCAAUCCUCCAGUCCUCUGUGAGUGUGUGUGUCUCUGACUAUGUGUGUAGUUGUGACUGUUGCUGCAGGAGAGAGGCUGCAGCGAAGAAGUGGUGUGUGUGGCAGCUCUGCUCUCUGUGGACUCUGUCUUCCUCACUCCUCCCUCCCUCAGAGACAAGAUGGCUGCUGCCCACCCGCAGGUUCCACUCCCCUCAUGGAGAUCACCUGACUCUACUGGCCGUGUACCAUGCCUACACAGCUGCCUCUGGGAAGAAGGCUUGGUGCAGGGAAAACUUCAUCCAUCAGCGAAACCUGCGAGCUGCAUUGGAUGUUCAACCACAGUUGGUAGAGCUGAGCAGUAGGGUGGGUGUGGCUCUGGUCUCCAAUAGCGACAGUCGCACAGUACGGAGGGCUCUCCUGGAUGGCCUGCACUGUCAGACUGCAGAGCAUGUCGGAGGGGGAAGAUAUCGGACACUGAGCUCAAGACAAGAGGUGUUCAUUCAUCCCUCCUCCUGUCUUUUCCACGUCAGACCACACCCACCCUGUGUCAUGUACUCCCAAUUAGUGCACACCUCCAAGUGCUACAUGAGGAACGUGUCUGUGAUUGAAGCUGACUGGUUGGCAAGCUAACAAAUGGAUCUCAUAAUUUUUAUGUACGAUUGUCUCUCCACAAAUCCGUGAGAUCAUAAAAUUGAUGUUUGUCGUUUUCAUUGGCACCCAUCAUCUGCAUUACAUUAAAAUUUCAUGAUUUGUUGUAAAAAAAGAUAAGAGUCAGUGGUGACUAGAAAGAGAGAGAGUCAGAAGGCCGAGAUAUCUAGAGGUCUCGAAUACUGCCAGACCAGCUCCAGCACCCACCAACACAUCCAGCAGGUGAUGUCUGCCACCCACUACACGAGAGAGACACACCAGGACUGCCCAGCCAGCCCAGACCAGCGGUGGGAGGAAUCUGCUGAGGGUGAAGUAGAUAGCUAGUGCUACAGCUCGAGAGGCGUGGCCUGAUGGGAACGCAUAUUUAUCAACGGAGGAAACGCUGAGAGCAAUAGUUCCAGAGUUUGUAGGAGGUCUGGAUCUUUUGAAAUACAGCUUCAGUGGAGCUACAGCCACAAUGUCGACUCCCAACAACACCAACACGUUCCAAGCAAGGCUGAGAUGGCUUGGGUCUGAGGUGAGGAGGUAGAGGAGGAAGAGAAGGCCACAGAUGGCAAACCAGAGGACUCCGUGGCCAGACCACUCCAGCAUGGCGCUGACGGUAGCAGAAGAGAUCGACGAGCUGAAGAGGAAGAUAACUCUGUUGGGUAAGAAGCUGAGAGUCUAGUUGUGUAAGUCUAUUGCUAUGUGUGCGUGUGGUAAGAUGGGGACAAGAAGGCCUACAAGGAGAGCUCUCAGUGGGCCAUACGACAGAACAAAGAUGUCAUCUCCCAGCUUAGGGAAGAAAACAAGACGUUGAGAGCCAAGCUAUCCAAGAAAAUGAUGGCUGACGAUGAUGUCAUAUCAGAAGUUUUUCAAAACCAGAACUUGGAGCCCCCAGCAGAACUGAGGGGAGUCCCUGGAGAGGUGGCCGUGCGUAAGUUUGACCAGACGGUGUGUGAGAUUUUGAAGAAGAGGAACAAACUGCAGCAUGCUCGCUGCUCCCGCGAGCAGAUGCUAGCCCAGCUGACCAGCCAGGUGGAGGCAAUGCAGGAGGAGAGGACAGCCACUGAGACAGUUCCUGCUGGAGAUUCUGAGGCUGCCUCUCAACUGAGACAGCUGGAGAACAGACUGGACAAGAUGGUCGUAAAAUGUAGCGAGGCCAGUCACAUUCGCAAGACCUACGAAAUGAUCCUCCAGAAACUUGAGGAGGAGUGUCUUGGGUUUGACAAUGCCAUAGCAACUCUGGAAAAGGGUAUCACUAGUCGCAAGGUCCAGUUGGCAGAGCUGGAGAGCAUGUGUAACGAUGCUCAACUGGCACGGGACAUGGCAAAGAUGGAGCUGGGCAGGCAGGAACAGAGCAUGGCAGAGUCUCGCAGACAGAGAGACAAAGUCCUGGCAGAGUACCGCAGACAGGCGGAGGAGAAGAAGGAGUUCAAAGAGAAAGUGGAAAGAAGGCUCAGAAAGACAUCUACCCACCACUCAGCUGGCCAGAUGGACAGCUCCCAGGGAGCCAGUCUCCAGGAGGAGCAGGAGCAGAAAAUCUCAUCCUACGAGGAGGCUCUGGCAAAGAUCAAGGACACCACAGGAGUCAGCGACAUCCUGGAAGUAGUGGCUCGUUUCCUGAACCAGGGAGACACCAGGGCUCACCUGGAGCAGCUGCAGGUGGAACACAGUCAGACACUGGCUCGUCUGCGGGAAGAGAAGGAGAGACUGCAUGCCCAAUUUGAGGAGAUGAAGUACUCUGGGGAGGCUAAGAUGUCUUCGUGAGUGGCGGUGGUUUCUCUUCUUUCUGACCUAGUUGUAACACCUUAUCCCUGCAGGGGACAGAGGAUGCUGGAAGAGUUUGGUACUCACUUGGACGAGGCUAAAAAGAAGUGUGAAGAGAGCAAAGUGCGGGCUGAGCAAAGCUCUAAACUGUUGGUGCAAAUCAAGAACGGAGUCCAACACCUGGCAGAGAAACUACAGCAUAUCAAGAUGCCCCAGAGCCAUGUGUUGAGACCAAAGGUGGCUGAGGGAUCAGAGGAGCAGGUACUCCAGCAGCUGGCAGACAGCGAGCAGCGACUGGUGAGUCUGACAGAGGAAAUGGCUUCCAGAGACCUGGACUCUCUCCACAGAGAGAUGGACGACGAGGAGUUCAGACACACCGUGGAGUGUGGGGUGCCUGGGAACGUCAAAGUGGAGUUACCAAAGACAGGGGAAGAGACUUCCUUCUAUGAUGAGGAGAGUGGGAGCGAUGAGGAAUUCCUGGACAGAGAGGUGAUGAAGCGAGCCACCACUGCUCUGGUAGAGGCCAAAACAAAGAAGAAGGGAGCAGACGAUGACGAAGAUGAGGGAACGACUAAGAAGAGGAAGAGACGGUAGCUGCAACAACUCUUAGCUGCAUACCCACUAACUGAACUCCUCGCAUCACUUUAUCACCAUGUUCUAUGUUUUACCAAACAUUUUUGGCUUAGGGAGUAGAUCAUGAAGGGAGAAUAUCAUUAUUGUGGAGAACACACAAUAAUGCUGGCCAACAGCAAUG